Rotaria sp. Silwood2 is the source of this 597-nucleotide messenger RNA. Lineage: Eukaryota; Metazoa; Rotifera; Eurotatoria; Philodinida; Philodinidae. The record is from the annotation of a GenBank genome assembly.
AUGACAACGGAAUUGAAGGAUCUUGAAAAUCCAGCAUUUAUAUCGGAUCCACCAUCAACUUUAAUAAAUAUUAGAGAUGAAAUAAUGCUAACAACGAAAUUACAAGAAACACGUGACAAAGAUGACGACGAUGAUGAUGAUGAUGAUGAUAAAAAUAAUUCAGGUUUUGAAAAAUUAUCUGAUGAAGGUCAUGGUAUUGGUUUAUUUCUAUUACAAAUUCGUAAAAAAUUAAUUCAAAUAAUCAAAAAACAAAAAACUUUAACUAUUAAUGGAUUGAAAUUUAUGUUUAUAAUUGGUUUUUUAAUCUAUUUCGGAUUUGCCAUGAGUGAAGACUAUGGUACACCUGCUUUUCCUAUCCGUGGAAAUAUUUUUCAUAACAAUUCUGGUAUAAUUGUAUAUAAAGAAUUCAAUUUUAUUAAUCAAAUUCAUUUAGGUUUUGCUUUAUUCUUUUUUGUGAUUUUUGCAAUAUUUGUUUUUACAUGGGAAAAGUUUCUUAGACGUUCUAUUGAACGUUUAUAUCAAUAUAUUUCAACAUCAGCCGAAGGAAAUAAAACAUGGAAUACAACUAAUAAUUUUAUGCAUAGAUUUUCUUGGUAA